Colius striatus (speckled mousebird) is the source of this 6752-nucleotide messenger RNA. It is a transcript of the gene PIK3R3, whose product is annotated as phosphoinositide-3-kinase regulatory subunit 3. Gene Ontology annotation, molecular function: protein binding; 1-phosphatidylinositol-3-kinase regulator activity. The record is from RefSeq and is a predicted model, not a curated record. NCBI's taxonomy places the organism in Eukaryota, Metazoa, Chordata, Aves, Coliiformes, Coliidae. The coding region runs from base 1 to 2196 and encodes 731 amino acids. Gene Ontology annotation, biological process: insulin receptor signaling pathway; phosphatidylinositol phosphate biosynthetic process. The transcript has 15 exons. Gene Ontology annotation, cellular component: phosphatidylinositol 3-kinase complex.
AUGGGCUCCUCGGACGGGCUGCAGUACCGGGCUCUGUACGAGUACCAGAAGGCCCGGGAGGAGGAGCUGGCUCUGUGCCCCGGGGAUGUGCUGACGGUCAGCAGGGCCGGCGACUACAAGGAGGGGGACGAGCGCAGCCCUCAGGGUUGGCUCCACGGCCUCAACGAGCGCACCAAGGAGCGUGGCAACUUCCCCGGCACCUACGUGGAGUACCUGGGUCCUGUACGGAUCGGCAGCGCCGGCACCAAGGCCAGGCCACGGCCCGUGCCCCCACCGCCCGCCGGGACCCCCACAGCCCGGGGUGAGUGCUGGGAAGGGCUUCCUGGGCAGGCUGAGCUCCCUGAGCACCCCCCUCUCCCUGAGCAGGCGCUGCUGACUGUCACCAGGCUCCUCGAGGCACUGGAAAAACAAGGUCUUGACAGCGAGGUGCUGUGCAGGGCCAGCCCUGGCGUGCUGGGGGAUGCUGAGCUGAAGCAGGCUCUGCUGGCAGAUGCCUCGGCCGUGGACAUGGACCUGUACGAUGCUCAGACACUGGCAGAGGCCCUGAAGUGGUACCUCCAGGAGCUGCCAUCACCCCUGGUCCCCACAGCCCUCUACAGUGACUUGAUCCACAUGGCUCAAGAGACUCCGGGCUUGGAGGAGUGUGGCCAGCGAGCCAGAGCCCUGCUGGCCCCCCCAGCCCUGCCCCAGCCCCAGGCACUGCUCCUGUACCAGCUCACCCACCACUUCAGCCGCCUCUGCCAGGGCACCCGCCGGAGCUGCCUCUCGCCCCGGCUCCUCGGGGAGUUCUUUGGGGAGCUGCUCUUCUGCCCCACGGCAGCCAGCGCCGAGGCGAGCCCCGAGCUCCGCGUCAGGAUCCUCGAGUCCCUCAUCGUGGCCGGCGAAGCAACCGAGGUGCCAGCAGCCCCUGCUCUUCCUCCAAAGCCCCCCAAACCAAUGACUCCAGUCAAUACAAACGGACUAAAGGACAAUUCCAGUUUCGCUUUGCAGGAAGCAGAGUGGUACUGGGGAGACAUCUCAAGGGAAGAAGUAAAUGACAAAUUACGAGACAUGCCAGAUGGAACAUUCCUGGUGCGUGAUGCAUCAACCAAGAUGCAGGGUGACUACACUCUGACGUUACGGAAGGGUGGCAACAAUAAACUGAUAAAGAUCUAUCACCGAGAUGGCAAAUAUGGCUUUUCUGAUCCACUGACUUUUAAUUCAGUGGUGGAACUGAUUAACCACUACCGCAACGAAUCUCUUGCUCAGUAUAACCCCAAGCUGGAUGUGAAGCUGAUGUAUCCAGUGUCUCGGUACCAGCAGGAUCAGUUGGUGAAAGAAGAUAAUAUUGAUGCAGUAGGUAAAAAGCUUCAAGAAUACCAUGCUCAGUAUCAGGAGAAGAGUAAAGAGUACGACAAGUUGUAUGAAGAAUAUACCAGAACAUCACAGGAAAUUCAGAUGAAGAGGACUGCAAUUGAAGCAUUUAAUGAGACCAUUAAGAUCUUUGAGGAACAGUGCCACUCCCAAGAGCGAUACAGCAAAGAGUACAUCGAGCGAUUCCGCAGGGAGGGCAACGACAAAGAGAUUGAGCGGAUAAUGAUGAACUAUGAAAAGUUGAAAUCCCGUUUGGGUGAGAUCCAUGAUAGUAAAAUGCGCCUGGAACAGGAUUUGAAGAAGCAAGCUCUGGACAACAGGGAGACUGAUAAGAAAAUGAACAGUAUCAAGCCUGACCUAAUUCAGCUCCGUAAAAUCAGAGAUCAGUAUCUUGUAUGGCUCAAUCACAAAGGGGUGAGACAGAAGCGAAUAAACGACUGGCUGGGGAUCAAAAAUGAAAAUAUUGAUGACACAUACUUUGUGAACGAAGAAGACGAAAACCUGCCCCACCAUGAUGAGAAAACCUGGUUUGUUGGGGAUCUCAACCGUAUCCAAGCUGAAGACUUGCUCUGUGGGAAACCUGAUGGGGCAUUUUUAAUUCGUGAGAGUAGCAAGAAAGGAUGUUAUGCCUGCUCUGUGGUAGCUGAUGGAGAAGUGAAACACUGUGUGAUCUACAGCACUCCAAGAGGUUACGGGUUUGCAGAGCCCUAUAACCUGUACAGCACGCUCAAGGAUUUGGUUCUUCAUUACCAGCAAACAUCCCUGGUCCAACACAACGAUUCCCUAAAUGUCAGGCUUGCCUAUCCUGUCUACGCACAGAUGCCCCCCUCUCUCUGCAGAUAAAUUUUGGGCAGGAAGAAAGUGGUGGCUGUCUUGGAUUCUUUUCUACAGUUUUUAUUAGAACUCGGAGGGCAUUCUUUCUCCUUAGACUGCUUGUUUUGCACAAGAAGUGAUUCUGUGAAUGUGAAUCAAAAAGAGGCCUAGCAGCAACAAGACGACAACUUGGGUGUAGGUGUCCUGGUGCUACCUUAAAAGCUCAGCUCUGCUUUUACACUGAUACUUUUGUUUCCUUAUGAGGGGAAUAAACACAAGGCAUAGAAAGAUACUGGAAGCAAAACAUGGUUUCAUGGAGAUAACUUUUUUUGCCAGGCACCUUCAGUGGAACUUCUAAUUGGAUUUUUGUUUUCUCUUGUUCUCGUAGAGACAAUUUGAAGCCUCUGUUUGAGGCAUCAGCAAUGUCUUUCAGUCUUAAACUCCCAAGAAACUAGGGGGGAAACUCUACCACAGCAAUUCUUCUCUGUUCAUUUUAGCAGCUUCACUGCGACUCAGCCGAACUUCCAAAAGAGAGCUUGUCUUGAGGUAGCAUGGAAUUUGGUGAGAGAAGACCAAAGGAAUUAUGGGAAAGCUUCAGGUUUUUAUUUAAAUGGGAAAAAAAAAAUAAUGCUUGUAAAGAAAAGUUGCUUUAUAUUUUUUGCCAACAGUAACAAAGUUUUGGUUCCAAGGGCACUACAGGUCUUCACUCAAAGGAAACGUUUAUAACCAAAUUGAACACACCAAGACUUUGUUGGUUGCUAGAUGGAGCACUUCUGGGGAAGGUUGCAUUAGCAUCCACACAUACUUUCUACACCAAAACUUGAAACAAAUAAAAGGAAAAGCUAAACAUUGUGUGGCUUCGAAACACUAAAUUUGUCUGAUCUGAUGUAAUUGCUGACUCUCUUCUUCCUUCACUCCCCUUCCUCCCGUUCCUCAGCUUGGGAUUCUGUGUUCAGUUUCUAACAAUACUGUGCUUCAGAAUGUAAACUCCAAGGAAGCUUGCACUCACCUGUUGCACUUCUCUUGCUGAACAAUGGCAGGCUCUUGUGUUUUGGUAUGUAGGAGGUAGGUGUGACUGAAUGCUUCCUGCUGGCUUAUUGUACCAGCUUCCCUCGCCAGGUGUGGCCGCGUCCCCUCGUGUAGAAGAGAGCAUGGGAACUGCAGAGCUCCCCUGAUUUGUUCUUUGCAAGCUAUAGGCUCUGAACUCCCACACCACUGCACCCAAGGGAGGUUUUUACACUGGCAAAAUCUGAAUUCCCUUGGAGUCAUUUGGAUGUGAUGCAAAACUCAGGAAGGGAAGGGAGCUGUACUCCUCACUUACUGAAUGUCAGGUGCCAUCCUUUGGCAAGGGCUGGAGUGGGUAGUCGUGGGCUUUGUCAAGUUUAGCCAAUCAGUCCCUUCCUGGAAAUGAUACAAAGCAGCUUAUUGCCAUUCCUUCAGCUUCUAAGAUGAAAAAGAGCUAAGUUUGGCAAACUGAACCGCUUGGCAUCAAAGCACAACUGGCAAAGUGAUUGUUCAGUGUGCAACCUUGAAGGACGACUUUUGUUCUGUUACUGGAAGCAGUUCCCUUGCAAUGCCCCCAUUGUGCAGGGCAGGAAGCAGACGGUCUGCAGGGCUGAGAAUGCUCUAGACCUGUUUCUGACCCUGGGGCUGAUUUCCUGUUCAAAUGGUUUGGGUUUUUUCCCUAUGAUUCCUAGGCAGUAGUGCUAAGCUUGUUCAUGUUUUGUGUUUACACUAGAAGAAUUAUUUUGCUGAAUGUCCUGAAUGUGUAGGCAGGGAAGUGACAAGGCUGGAGCAGCCUUUGCAGGAAGGAGAGGCUGGUUGCCUGGCCUGCCUGAGAGAUGGUUUAUUUUGCACUAAUGACCCUGAUGCAUCCCAGGCACUUUACAAUCAGUCAGAGCAUGAUCUUCGGGCAAAGAGUUCUGUAGAUACCGCUUGUCUAAUUAAAUGCAACACUGCAAAAGUGAGUGAGAGGAGAAGAAAAUUCAUGCAAGUUGCUAUAUCAGCGACCCACAUUUGCUCCUGGGUCCCUUCUCUCCCACUUCCCCAGGAAAGGGAAAAAUGAGACAUAGCCUUUGCUCUUAAUGGACAUGGAAAACGUUCUUUUAAAGAAACUUGCCCUGUCUCUGGGAUAAUUUGAAGUUCUAAUCUGGGAGCUGUAAUACUGUCAUUUUCACCUCUCUUGUGCAUUUAGUGUUUGCUUGGUGCUGGGAUGAGCCCAAAGGAGGGUAAUGAGUUGAAAGGCACAAGUGAUAGCCAGGUGCCUCAUGCCUCUGGAAAAAUCUGUGCAAGAGGAGGGUCUGAUUGUCUUUUCUGCACUUGCCAUCUCGCUGGGCUCUCAUUUGCAAUGUUAACAGCUGAGGCUGCUGAGGCUUGUAUUUCUGAUCCCCGUGUUUUUUGAUGGAGACAACCUGACUGAAGAGUUUCACAUCUGCCCUGGUUUUAGGUAGGGCUGAGUUUUGUUUCAAACAAGCGCAGGUCUGCUUUCAGGCUCAUAAAUCCUGGCACACCCUCCAGCACUGACAGCAGCGGGGUAGCAGAGCAGGGCUGUGUGAAGGCUCCCUGCACUGGAAUCUGACUAAUCCUGUGAGGUCUUGGUGCAGGCCCCGGCCCUGGCUCUGCCAAGGUAAAUACAGUGUAAUUCCACUGGCGUCCGUGAAGGUAGCUUGGCUUUGCAGUGGUGUGAGCAGUUGGGAUUCUGGCCUCUUGCUCUCCGAGAUCUCUUUGCUGAUCACAGCUGAUGUAUUUGCUGUGAGUGAUGUGCUGGGAGCCAAUAAGCCAUCUUGAAGCAUUCUGUGAAAUCCCAAAGCUUCUGAGCAGGGCUGUGGGCAGACUAAAGCCCACGUUCCUUGUGUUGGGCUCCCUUUCCCUCAGCAGUCUCUCCAAGGCUGUGCUCCGCCAUCAUCUCUCUCUGUGGUUGGUUUAGGCACCUGCAGUCCCAGCUGCUGUGAUUGUUCCUGGUGCCAUUGCACAGACACUGGCAUGGUGUGAUCCACAGGACAAGGGCACGGUCCUGCUGCUCAGCCUAGUUCUGUUUGCUCAGUGAGAGCUCAGUGAGUUAAGACCUGUGAGAAACACUGCAGCUUCCAGGAGCUGCUCUGCACUGAGAAACCAGAAACGGGCCGGUGAGGUGCAGGAUUCCACCCUGGCACGAAAAGCAGCUGGUGAGCCUAAAACAAACACAGGGAAUGUGAACGUAAAGGCACACCAAAGGAACCCCAGUUCUCUCAGAACAGCAAAGAUGUGAGGAGGUUUUGGAUUCAAGAGUCAAAACAUUGGGAGGACAGGGGGAAACGGUGUGGCUGUUGUUGCAGCCGUCUGUUGGCAGCCUGCGGUUAGAGGAGCACCCAGCUCCUUCACCCGUGUUGUAUUCAACAUCUAUGUAGAGUUCAACAACUUUUGCACAGUGUUAAAGGGGAAGGGGAGGGAUGCUGAAACUCAAAUAUGCACAGUUUCUUCUAAUCUGUUUGGAAGUAUAUUUGCAGGGAUCAGGGGUGGUUCAGUGUUUCAUGUUCGUGUGGGUGGAAACGAGGUCUGCUUCCACAGUUGCCAUUCGGCCCCUCGCCUCAGCCUCCCGUGCCAUGGGGUUGGAGUUAGUGAGCUCACAGUCUUUUCCCACUAGAUUCCUUAUUGAUUGCAAGUAAUCUUAGAAUGGGCAGAGCCAGCCUGCAAGCAGAGGGAUGUCCCAACAGACUCUGGUAUGAGGAGCAGUAAUAUGUGAUCAACCACCUUCUGAGACUGGGGUGCUCUAGAUUUGGGGGUUGUGAUUUGGGUUCAGUUCUCAUCAGCGGUGGAAUGAGUCACUGCUUUGCACUGUUGGGAGUUGCAAUCCAGACUUGUAUCCAGUACAGCCCUCUGUCGUAUGCCAAAAAGUAAAUGCUCUUUCCACGCUCAUCUCUCUUGAUGGUCAAGGAGUUUUCCAUUGAAUGUGGUGGGCCUGAUUCUUUUCUCACUGACAUUAGUGUAAACAAGACUUCCACAACCAAAGCCAUUCCCAGGGAAAGAGCUUGUAUUUAAUCAUAGCUGAAGUCAUGACAGGGGAAAAAAAAAUCACAGGUUAUCCUUUGUGAAGGCAGGUGACUGUAAUGAGGACUGUGGAAGCGAAUGUUGACAGGUGGUGCUGUUUUGGUGAGGACAGGGAAAGAGGAGGGUCCUGGUUGCCUCAAAUCCUGGGCUCUCUGCAGGCUUGGGUGGCCCUGGGGCCGUAACAACCCUAUAGCUGUUUAAAACAGCAGAAUUGCUUUAGGAGUGUCCCACCUUCCAUUUGGAAAAGCCCCUUAUUUGGUACUUGAACAAUCUCCUUUCUGAAUUUGAAUGUCUGUUUAUUUUCCUUUUAAUUUUCGUUACAGUAACAGGGAAUAAAAAGCUGCAAUGUCAGAGUCCUGUAUGCUUGCUGCAUUGUGCAGACACCAAACAGGUACUGCUCGUGGAUGGGGAGAGGGGAGAGAGGUGCAAAACGCAGCGCUGGGCUGGCUUGGGGCUUGUUUUCUUCAGAGCAUGUUUAAAAUCAGAUUUGAUGAAGUGCAGUUUCCUUAUGUUGAUAUGCAACCUCAGCAGGGUCAAAAUAACACUCCCAAAGAACAAAG